Messenger RNA from Gavia stellata (red-throated loon), 2003 nucleotides. It is a transcript of the gene NRBP1, whose product is annotated as nuclear receptor binding protein 1. NCBI's taxonomy places the organism in Eukaryota, Metazoa, Chordata, Aves, Gaviiformes, Gaviidae. Gene Ontology annotation, biological process: protein phosphorylation; intracellular signal transduction; endoplasmic reticulum to Golgi vesicle-mediated transport. Gene Ontology annotation, cellular component: cytoplasm; endomembrane system. Gene Ontology annotation, molecular function: protein kinase activity; ATP binding. The transcript has 19 exons. The record is from RefSeq and is a predicted model, not a curated record. The coding region runs from base 55 to 1677 and encodes 540 amino acids.
CGACGCGCUUGGGGACCGGGAGGUGCCGGGUGAGCCCGGUUGUGCGACCGCAGCAUGUCGGAGGGCGAGUCCAAGCAGGUGCCGAGCGGCGGCUCUGACUCAAAGUCGGAGUCCGCGUCGUCCGGCCCGGGAAUGACCUCAGUGUCUGCGCCGGUGACUUCCGCGGCGCCCCCGGAGGAGGAGGAGGAGGAGGAGGAGAGCGAGGACGAGUCCGAGAUUCUCGAGGAGUCGCCGUGCGGCCGCUGGCAGAAGCGGCGCGAGGAGGUGAAUCAACGCAAUGUCCCAGGGAUCGAUAGUGCCUACCUGGCCAUGGAUACAGAGGAAGGUGUGGAAGUUGUUUGGAAUGAGGUUCAGUUUUCUGAGCGGAAGAACUUUAAGCUUCAGGAAGAAAAAGUUAAAGCGGUGUUUGACAACUUAAUUCAGCUGGAACAUCUGAACAUUGUGAAGUUUCACAAAUACUGGGCUGAUGUGAAGGAGAAUAAAGCCAGGGUGAUCUUCAUCACUGAAUAUAUGUCUUCAGGGAGCUUGAAACAGUUCCUGAAGAAGACAAAGAAAAACCACAAAACUAUGAAUGAAAAGGCCUGGAAGCGAUGGUGUACCCAGAUCCUCUCUGCUCUCAGCUACCUCCACUCCUGUGAUCCCCCAAUCAUCCAUGGUAACCUGACCUGCGACACCAUCUUCAUUCAGCACAACGGACUGAUCAAAAUUGGGUCAGUCUUUCAUAGGAUAUUUGCUAAUGUGGCACCGGACACAAUUAACAACCACGUGAAGACCUGUCGUGAGGAGCAGAAGAACCUGCACUUCUUUGCCCCGGAAUACGGAGAAGUUGCCAACGUCACCACUGCUGUGGACAUUUACUCCUUCGGGAUGUGUGCACUGGAGAUGGCGGUGUUGGAAAUACAGGGUAAUGGAGAGUCGUCUUAUGUACCCCAGGAGGCCAUUAACAGUGCCAUCCAGCUGCUGGAGGACCCCUUGCAGAGGGAGUUCAUUCAGAAGUGUCUAGAACAGGACCCUGGCAAACGUCCUACUGCCCGGGAGCUCCUUUUUCAUCAGGCGUUGUUUGAGGUGCCAUCACUAAAGCUACUGGCUGCUCACUGUAUCGUUGGACAUCAGCAUAUGAUUCCUGAAAACGCUUUAGAAGAAAUGACCAAAAACCUUGACAUGAGUGCAGUGUUGGCAGAGAUUAAUCAUGCGGACAGGGAAGGAGUCAAGAUGAUCUUCUCACAAUCUCCGGCAUUGGAACUGGACAAGUUCCUGGAGGAUGUAAGGAAUGGUAUCUACCCACUCACAGCUUUUGGGAUGCCACGACCCCAGCAGCCCCAGCAAGUAGUGGUGAAGUCUCCCAUUGCUCCACCGUCAGUGAAAACCCCAACUCCAGAGCCUGCUGAGGUGGAGACCCGCAAGGUGGUGCUGAUGCAGUGCAACAUUGAGUCAGUAGAGGAGGGAGUGAAGCACCAUUUAACACUGCUGCUGAAACUGGAAGACAAGUUGAAUCGACACUUGAGUUGUGACCUGCAGCCCAAUGACAACAUCCAGGAGCUGGCAGCCGAACUGGUCCAGCUUGGAUUCAUCAGUGAGGCUGACCAGAGCAGACUUACCUGUUUACUUGAAGAGGCGUUCAGCAAGUUCUACUACACCCGGAACGGAGCCCUGACGGCAGUGACUGUGUCAUCUUAGCACCCCUCGGCUCCCAGGCGGCCAGUGUGGCUUUGUUGCCUGUGACCCCUCUGUGUCUGUCCAUCACUGUAGGGCAUCAGCAAGACCCCAGCUGCAGUGCUUGGAAGCUCAUCCUGCAUGUGCCGUGGCUGGGCUCAGCGACAAUCCUCCCUGCCCGCCUAUUAAAGGGGACUUUGCGCAUCAGUAUUAUUUCCAGCCCUGUUUUUGUUGGGAUUUUGCCAGGUGGUGCCGGGGAGCCGGGUCCUGGCUUGGGGUGUUCUGUAGCCCCAUUCAUGUGCAUGGAGUUUGUUCUGUUUGAAUUGUACAAAGUGUCUUUUGCACAGCAC